AUGGGAGCUAUCUGUAGCUCUUCUCAUAAGCAGGGCGGUGAUCACAUUUCUCUCAGCAAAUCCAUCACAACAACACAAGGUGGCCAUCACUCCCUUAAUACAUUCUCGCCCAAGUUUCAAUUUGGAAGGGACAAGCUAUCAAGAACCUCCAUCACCAGUGAGGAAUUUGAGAAUAUUCAAGUGAGAGCCUCAGCAGAGAUGAAGAAGGCAAGCUCCUUCCGAAUACCCAAUGCUAGAGUGAGCUUUAUUGGCUUGAAUAAUUAUCAAUCUGUAUCACCUUCCAAGGCCAAAUCACAGGAGGAAUUAAAUCUCGAAUUGUCAACCUCCUUCCUUCCUCAACAUUUACUAUAUUGCCUCCGAUAUAUAUAUUAUGGAGGCGAGGGUAAACAAUAUAAGGUAAAGCUAGGACAUCACCUUCAGAAAACAAAUUCCAAUGAAGGUCUCGAUACAGAGAGUAAAUUCUCUAGUUUUCUCUCUGUUAGUACUGGAUCUGCUUCUAAUAAGGGAUCUGACCGUCCACAUUCUCCUUCACUACCACCUGGUCCAACAUCACCAAUCCCUAAUAAUAAUGUUGUAAAUAAUAGUGAUUCUAAUAGUAGAUCUUCAUCACCUAUGGAAGAGGAAAAGAUGAAGUUACUCUCACCUGUGAGUGAAUUUUCCUAUGAAACAUGUAUAUUACUUAUUGAAAUGAAAGGAUUUUCAAAAAUUGUGGACUCCUUCUAUCAUGAAAAGGAUACUUGCAACGUUUCUGAAAUAUCAAGAUAUAUCUACUAUGUGUACACUAGUUUAAUUGCUGUAAUAUAUGAAAUGGGUGGAGAUAUUGAAAAAUUUCAAGGAGAUUUGAUUAUUUGUCAAUUCUACUCACCUAGGAUGGAUAGAACUUUCACAGAUUCAAUUCUUGCAGCUGUAAAAUGUGGAAUUAAAAUUCAAACCAUGACCAAUUUGAAAACUUACAAAUCAAAUGACACACCAUUGGAGGUGAAAUGUGUUAUUAAUGUGGGUGAGUGUACUUCCUAUCAUUUGGGAGGUUUUGGAUCUCAAUGGUUGAGAAUUUUCGGAGGGGAAGUUUUACUAAGGGUUAGGGAAUUGUUGAAAGAGUGUAAACAAGGUAAUGUUUAUAUUAGUGGUGAUAUAUUUGAAAAGUGUAGGCAAUUUUUGAGGGCUAAUGAGGAAUCACCUAAUUUAUUUCAAGUUACAUCACUUUCGAGGGAUAUUUCUUCUCAUCCACUUGACUCUGUUUCCUUCCAUUACACUUUUGCAAAUGCUCUCUACCUGUUCAUGAACAGAAAUGUACUGUAUGAAGGCUUUGUUUUUGGUCGUCCUCUCCUCUUUUUAACAGCAAUUUGUUGA
This is a messenger RNA of Naegleria gruberi, 1350 nucleotides long. RefSeq lists its product as uncharacterized. NCBI's taxonomy places the organism in Eukaryota, Heterolobosea, Eutetramitea, Acrasida, Naegleriidae. The coding region runs from base 1 to 1350 and encodes 449 amino acids. The transcript is spliced from 3 exons. The record is from RefSeq and is a predicted model, not a curated record.